GAAAGAAUCGUGUCACACCUAGUUUCAUUCUACACAAACUGAAAAUCUUCGAUUCGACAAAUGAACAGCUACCAUCGAAGUCCAAGAAAAUAGUUUCUCUCAGACAAGAAUGUAGCAGGACUUUGCUAAAUUUGGAGAUUUCUAUUUGUGUGUCCAAAUUCAAAGCCAUCGAAGUGGACAUGAAGAAAUGUGAAAAUGACCUGAAAUUGAUGCUGUCCGGAAUGCUGCUUGAGCAGUUCGUACAAUCACAGCGUCUUAAAGAGAUGAACUUACUACAAGAACACAAAAAAGUGCACAUCAAGAAAUAUGAGAAAUUAAUGUCGGUUCAACAUCCAGACGAACAUGUAUUCAAACUGGAUAACGUCCUCAAUCUCACAGAUGUCACGUUACCGAGAGACUUCAUGAAACUACUAAGUCUUGGCCCACAACUGGCACUACCUGUAACGAGGGACGAUGUCAAAUUUCCACAUUUGAUUGCAGAUAUUGAAAAGAUCAUGUUAUUCGACUGCCCUACUGAACUGAUGGACGAGACGAGAGCAGUUGUGACAAAUCACAUCACCAAUUACAUCAAUGAAGAAAAUAAAAUCGAUGGGAUGGAUCGCUUCCUACAUGACACACAUCGCAGACUGGAUAAAUUUCUACAACGCAAUAAACAUAUUGUGGUCCUCAACAGUGACAAAUGCAAACGUACUGUCAUCAUGUUCAGAUCGGAAUAUGAGUCAAAAAUGCAAUCUCUCUUGGAUGAUGAGUCCACGUAUGAAAUGAAGCCGAUAAAUCCUGUCAAAGAUUUGAUGAAAACAAGUGAUAUGCUAGCACAACGAUUGCUCGAUGAAAUGAUUAUCAACAGAGAAACAUUCAAACAAUUCAAUUGUGUUGGUUCCACACUACCGAGGAUAUCUGGUCUCCCAAAAGCGCAUAAAGAUGGGAUUCCUUUAAGACCUGUGGUUGACACCACCAAUUCGCCAGCAUAUGAAUUAUCGAAAUUUAUGAAUGAUAUUCUCAAGCAUUUGGUUGAUAAUAGCAAGUACAAUGUCAAAAACGCUUUUGAAUUUAAGGAAUUCAUUAACGAUGUCCGGAUUCCCAGGUCUCAAAAGUUAUGGUCGAUUGAUGCGGUGUCUCUGUACACAAAUACUGAUGUUAAGCAUGUAAGGAAAAUCAUUGAACGCCAGUGGAAUAAAAUACGCCGUCUCACUAAGAUGUCCAAGCCACUGUUUUUCGACGUGUUGGACUUCUGUAUAGACGGUAGCGCUUACUUUACAUACAACGACAUCGUAUACAAGCAAAAAGAAGGAUUAGCGAUGGGCUUGAGUCUGGCUCCCACAUUAGCUGACAUCUAUCUUACGGAGCUAUUUGACACGUGUCUACCGAGACUGUCUUACAAACCUGUGUUCCUUAAGAAAUACGUCGACGAUGUCAGUUCUACGGUACCUGAAAGCAAAAUCAAUGAGACGUUACACAUCUUCAACACAUUCAGUACCAGUGGCCGUCUCAAGUUCACACAUGAGUUGGAGUGUGAUCGGAAAAUAAACUUUCUGGAUCUUACUCUGAUCCACCGAACUGACAAUAAAGUCAUCACGAAUUGGUUUCAUAAAGACAUUUCUUCGAACAGAAUGCUCAGUUUUCUUUCCAAUCACCCGGCAUCAAUGAAACAGAACAUCAUCAUUUCGUUUGCAAAGAGAGUGUUGGUUCUGAGUGACCCGAUCUUCAAAGGGACAAACUACCGUCGUAUCGCUGAGAUUCUCAAACAAAAUCAAUAUCCAAUGACGAUGAUUAAGAAAGCGAUACUUACGGCCAACGAGUCGAUUAUUAAUGCCUCAUCAACUAUUCCGACAGUUCAACCGCCUGAACCACCUAUUUACAGAUCUGUUCCGUACGUUCCUGAAUUGACACAUAAAAUUCAACGACAACUGAAGAAGGUCAAUACUCGGUUAAGAUCAGCACCGAAAACGAUAACGAGACUACGGAACAUUUAUUCGAACAUGAAAACGAAAACUCCGAAGAUGAUUCGGAAAGGAAUCGUAUACAGAAUCAAAUGCAAAAAGUGUUCCACGUUUUACAUUGGUGAGACGAAAAGAUGCCUAUGUACUCGAACGAAGGAGCAUGACUAUGAUUUUAGAUCAAGGUUCAACCCUGGCUCGAAAACUGCUCUAGUCCGACAUUGUCUAGACAACGCGACUCACGAACCAGAUUUUGAUGAGAAAGAAUUGAAGAUAUUGGACGUCGAAUCAGAUUGGUACAAGCGAAAAACGCUAGAAGCAUGCUACAUUUGGCUUUACGGCGAUUCGGCUCAAAAUUUCAAAUCGUUGAACAUGCUACAUGCGACCUACACUAAUGUGAUGAAUUCGUUUAAACAACUUCAUGUUGGUUAGUUUUUCAGUUUACGUCAUGUCGUUUCUGUCAUCGAAACAAGUUUCAAUUUUGACGAUCGUGUUAGUAUUUCACGAGAAAUUAAUUCCAAGUUUCAAAUUAGAAUGUUAAUGUGAUUGGAAUCACUUCCAAUUUAUGGUAAUUUGUUUUGCGCGAUUUUUAUGUUAUCUAGUUUUAGCCUAAAGAUAAUUUUAAUGUUGUUUUAGCUGAAGAUGGAUGACACAACAACAUCCGAAAUAUACGUUUAAUUGAAGACAAUUUCAAGUUUUCGUUAUUUACAUCAUCAUAGCCAACCUAAUCUCACAAACAAAUCGUGAAAAAUCUAAUUCACUUUCCAUUUGGCUAAAUAACUGACAAAAAGUUAUUAUUUCGUGCAUAAAAUCAUAGU
Molecule: messenger RNA, 2755 nt
Organism: Bradysia coprophila
Lineage: Eukaryota; Metazoa; Arthropoda; Insecta; Diptera; Sciaridae
Gene: l(2)37Cd
Product: general transcription factor IIIC subunit l(2)37Cd
Biological process (GO): transcription initiation at RNA polymerase III promoter
Cellular component (GO): transcription factor TFIIIC complex
Molecular function (GO): RNA polymerase III type 1 promoter sequence-specific DNA binding; RNA polymerase III type 2 promoter sequence-specific DNA binding
Source: RefSeq, a predicted model, not a curated record